Molecule: messenger RNA, 882 nt
Organism: Colias croceus (clouded yellow)
Lineage: Eukaryota; Metazoa; Arthropoda; Insecta; Lepidoptera; Pieridae
Gene: vnc
Product: N-alpha-acetyltransferase 10
Exons: 4
Coding region: 315-854 (179 amino acids)
Biological process (GO): N-terminal peptidyl-glutamic acid acetylation
Cellular component (GO): NatA complex
Molecular function (GO): protein-N-terminal-glutamate acetyltransferase activity; protein N-terminal-serine acetyltransferase activity
Source: RefSeq, a predicted model, not a curated record
AAAGUCAUUAAUAAUGACAUUUUCGAUAAACCCGGUUUUAGGUUAUGUGGUCUUUAUUCUAAAAUAAAUAAAAACCUUAAAAAUAUUAGCUCAGACGAAUGCAACUGAUAGUAAAAUAUAUAUACAACAGGUUGGUACGUCGUAUGGAAGUGUUGUUUAUCUAAAUUUCGCUUUGUUCGUGAGCUUAUAGGUGGUAUGUCAGAAACACCACCAGCUUCAGAAGUUCGGCAGCCGAAACUAAAGAAAACUCGUAAAGAAUAAACUGUGCAAUAUUUUCAUUUACUCAUUAACACAAACAAAAACAAUUAUCAACAAUGAAUAUCCGUUGCGCGCGUCCUAGCGAUCUUAUGAAUAUGCAGCACUGCAAUCUGCUUUGCUUACCAGAAAACUAUCAAAUGAAAUACUAUUUCUAUCAUGGACUUUCCUGGCCACAACUGAGUUAUGUUGCUGAAGAUGAGAAGGGUCAUAUAGUGGGAUAUGUGCUGGCUAAAAUGGAAGAAGAUGGUGAAGAUAAUAGACACGGACACAUUACAUCUUUAGCAGUGAAGAGGUCACACAGGCGUCUUGGUUUAGCACAAAAGUUAAUGAAUCAAGCAUCACUUGCUAUGGUUGAAUGCUUCCAGGCCAAAUAUGUAUCCUUGCAUGUGAGAAAGAGCAACAGAGCUGCACUCAAUUUGUAUACCAACUCUCUUGGGUUCAAAAUUUUGGAAAUUGAACCUAAAUACUAUGCAGAUGGCGAAGAUGCCUACUCCAUGAUGCGAGACCUUAGUACUUUUGCUGAAAAUAAGACUGAAAGCCAGCAAACCGAGAACUUGGAAAUUAAGUCAGAGUCAGCAAUUGUAUCUCAGUGUUGAUGAAAUUUAAAUAAAUCAUUUAAUUGCA